Molecule: messenger RNA, 250 nt
Organism: Paramuricea clavata
Lineage: Eukaryota; Metazoa; Cnidaria; Anthozoa; Malacalcyonacea; Plexauridae
Source: the annotation of a GenBank genome assembly
AUGCCUGGUAGAAAUUGUGCAUUUUUUGGUUGUCCGACCAGCCAAAAGCACAAAUUAUCGUUAUUUCAAAUUCCCGUUGUGAACGCCAAACAAAGCGAACACACUGCGUCGUUAAAGAAAAAAAGCCGAGAAGAAUGGCUCAAUAUUAUUCUCAGGACAAGAGAGAUGACUUCAGAACUGAAGGAACGGAUAAACAAGAAUAAUAUAUAUGUUUGCGAACUCCAUUUUAAAGCCGAUUGCAUUUUAAAAG